Cajanus cajan (pigeon pea) is the source of this 1838-nucleotide messenger RNA. Its product is annotated as nucleolin 2. The record is from RefSeq and is a predicted model, not a curated record. NCBI's taxonomy places the organism in Eukaryota, Viridiplantae, Streptophyta, Magnoliopsida, Fabales, Fabaceae. Gene Ontology annotation, molecular function: RNA binding.
CUCAGCGUGCAUAAGUGUCUUUGCAAAACAAAACCCUAACUAGUAAUGGCUAACCCAACCAUUAUCAACUCCUGAAAAGUGGUUUUUAAUCUUAUCUCUUCGGUAAUAUUCUCUCUUAUAUCAAAAUCAAAGUGUUUUGUCGUGGUUUCUUUCUCUUUGACCCACUCGUGCAUAACUCAGCUAAACAGUUAUUUUUCUUAUAUUCUAGGUGGAGAUGAAGAUAGGAAGCAAGUGAGUGCAAAAAAGCGGAACAGAGAUGAAGUUUCUGAGAAGAUUAAGAAUAAGGUGUCCCACUGUCAGUGUUCGAGAGCAAAGGACAUCAUUCCCUUUGCUGGAGCACCUGCAGAAAAUUAGCAGGUUGAGACCCUAAUAACUCACCUAUAAAAGUGUCUCUUAUCCAUUUAGCAUUGGAGUGCAUUGCAUGUCUUGUCCAGGAGGCCGAUACCCUAGCCAACCUAACCCCUAAAAGUUUCUCUUAUUGUGUUCUGUUCCUGAUGGACAACAAUUCAGAUCUCAAAAUUGGUGCUAUUGCAGAGCCACCUCCUCAAAUCGGCGAGAACGAGAGUGAGAAUGAAGAUGAGAAGCAAGUGAGUGCAAAGAAGCAGAAGAGAGAUGAGGUUGUUGAGGAGCAAGGGAAUAACAACGAAAUUAUUUCAGAUGAUUCCUUUUCAGAUUCUGAACCUAGAAAGCCUAAAAUGCUAGCUACCCCGAAUGAACAAAAUGCUGGAUCGAAGACAAUAUAUACUAGAAACUUGUCUUACAGUGUGGAACGAACUGAUCUGGAAGAUCUUUUCAAAGAGUGUGGAGAAAUUGUUGAUGUUCGUCUUCAUACGGAUUAUGAAGGGAGGUUUAGAGGCUUUGGACACGUUGAGUUUGCAACAGCAGAAGCAGCACAAAAAGCUCUUGAGUUGAAUAAUUUUGUAUUGUUGCAACGUCGCAUUGCAAUUGGUAUAGCUCGAGAAAGGGGAGAAUAUACCUCCAAUAGAAGCAACUGGAACGACUUCCAUAAGUGUGCAAGAAAUCCGUCUCCAACUAUAUUUGUGAAGGGUUUCGAUAGUUCCCUUCCGGAAGGAAAGAUAAAAGCUAGCCUAGAAGAGCAUUUUGGUUCUUGUGGAGAGAUUGCAAGGAUAUCAGUUCCGGUAUUUCAUGAUUCUGGUGCUGCUAAGGGGUUUGCUCACUUGGAGUUCAAGGAUGUUAACAGUGCGAAUAAAGCUCUACAUCUUGAUCAAACUGAGCUCGGAGGUUAUCACUUGUUAGUUGAAAGAGCAAAGAAGACUCGACCUGAUAACCAGGGUAUAGGCAGUGACAGAGGUGGUGGCAGUCGUCAUGAGUUUCGUAGAUGGGAUGGAAGUGGCUAUAGCAGUAGAGCGGGUUGGGGAAUAAGUGGCGGUGGUGGGUGGCAUUCUUCAUUUUCUGAUGAAAACGCAGGGAGGAAGAACCACUUUUAUUGAUGAAGACUCUUGCAGCAGAUGUUGGAAAUUUUGGUUAAUUAUCUUUCAGUUUUGGUAAUUAAUGGUAUGAAGUCGUGAAAAUCAAGUGGAUUGGGAUUUGUGGAAUAGUGUCAAUCGUAUUGCUGUUGGGGUUACCCUGUCUCUGCUGCUGCGGUUUUGUUUCGCGAAACACAACGAUUGGGAUUGGAAUUGGAAUUGGAAAAUAGUGGUUGUAAAGUUAAACCCAACUAAAUUGUUGUAAGUUGUCAGAUCGAAUCCAAAACAAUUAGAAACUGAUCGAACCAAAAACUGAAAAUUUGAAUUUUUUUUUGGGGGUUGCUUUGACAUUUGAUUCAAACUAAGUUGAAUGGUACUUUUAUUUUGUAUCAAUUUUACUUGAUGGAUGCA